UGAGAAUGUUUUUUAGUUUCAGAUUUUCUUCUCGUUGAUAAGUUACACUCGUCUUAUGCGCCGUAUUCAAGUAAAGGAUAAUGGGGAUCAAGUGGCAUGCACACUGUAUUUUUCAUCUACUAUUCUUUAUUUUAAAUUUUCAAACAAAUAAUGCUGCAGUGAAGAGGAGUAUAGAUAUGUCCGCUGCGUACUCCCUCAAUACAGAUGAUCGUUUACCAAAAAGUGUGCUACCAAUCAGCUAUGAAAUUCACUUAGAGCCUAACUAUGAAGAGUGCACAUUCAGCGGACUUAUUAAAAUAAAAUUGAGCUGGGCUGCAGAUUCGAAAAAGAUUUCGUUGCAUGCUCAUCAUGACUUAAACAUUAAUGACAGAAAAAUUAAGAUGCACAAAAUUAACCAAAAAUACGGUGAUGAAAAUUCUACAGACUAUGUGGCGGUGCUGAGAGGCAGUCGAAUUCCAAAAAAAAAUAUUUAUGUAGUAUAUCUAAAAGAAACAAUUAUGCAAGGUACCGAGUGUACUUUGGAAAUACCUUUUGAUGGAAACAUUUGGAGUAGUGCGGAGGGGUUUUUCACAGGAUCCUAUGAAAACACAACAUAUUUUGCUACUAACCUGCGAUUAAAUAAUGCACAUCGCUUAUUUCCCUGCUUUGAUGAGCCCGGAUUCAAGGUACCGUUUAUUUUCUCUAUUACAAGACCGAAAGAAUUGGUUGCGCUCUUUAAUACACCUUUAAAUCAAAGCACCGAGCACCCAAAAUUAAAUGAAUAUGUUAUCGACUUUUUUGAAAAAACGCCACCAAUGUCAACAUUCACAUUUGGAUUUUUCAUAUCAGCCCUUCAACUAUACAAAAGUACAAAUAUCAUGACGUCCUCUCAACCUAUUAUUCAGAUGUGGACUUUGAAAGACGACGAAAAUCAAUUAGAGGAAACGUAUAUAAAGAUUGUCACCAUUUAUAACAAAAUUAAACAUUACUUUGGGACACAUAUUCCCCUAUCAAAAAUUGAUGUGGUUUGCAUACCUGACUUGCCUCUAGCCCGACCUGUGGAUAAUUGGGGGUUGUUACUUUUUGGAAAAAGAGAUCUUCUUAGAAAAGGACAUUACGACAUAACUCAUGAACUUAUUUAUCAAUGGCUAGGUUCGUGGGUGACGCCCAAUUGGUGGAAUGAUGCCCAUCUUAAUAAAGCAAUUGCUAGUUUUUUGGCGUCUGAUAUUGUAUUAGAGAUUGAUGGAGGCGUUGAAUUUAAUGGAAAAUAUCCAAUGACUACACUGUAUUCAUUGUAUUACGAAUUCAGUAAAAGAUACCCACAUUCACGUAUAACUGGAAUGAAACAAGAGACAAUUUCACAUAAAACAGAGUUAGUAUUACGAAUGCUCAAUUUUACGUUGAGCAAAAAAUCUUUUCAAAAUGGAAUACGAAAUUUCAUUUUGGAAUAUCAAUAUAAGACAUUUUGUGGAGAUGACUUUUGGGAAUCUUUAAACUCACAAUCACUAAAAGAUGGAACACUUAAGCCUCAUUUAAAUGUGGGGGUCAUCGUAAAUACUUGGUUUGCAUAUCAUCGUCUUCCAGUAGUCAAAGUCCUUAGAGAUUACACUGAAAAAACGGCAAUUCUGCAGCAAAAAGUGUAUCUAAGAGAACGGCCGCAUGAUGUUCCAGAACAAGAAAAAAUGCUUUGGUGGAUUCCAAUUCUACUUAAUAGACAAGAUGCUCUGAAUUUUUCAAGUGGUUGUCCUUACCUCUGGAUGGAGAAUAAGAAGCAAAUAAAUAUACAAAAUAUGCCCGAAAAAGAUCAAUUUAUAAUUAUAAAUUAUGAAGAAAUUGCACCUUUUCCAGUUAAUUACGACAAUAAAAAUUGGAAAAUGUUGUCAGAUAUCUUACAAACUGAUAAUGGAAGGAAACAAAUUCCACCAUAUACAAGAGCAAAAUUACUACAUGAUGCUUGGAAUCUUGCUUUUGCAGGGGAUCUUAGUUUUUCAGCUGCCCUAAACAUGACUCUGUUUAUAAAAUAUGAGCGAAACCACAUUGUUUGGAAUCCAGUUUUUACAUUUAUAGAUCAAAUUGGACGACAUAUAGAUGAGUCGGAAGUACACGCAAAAUUUGAGUCCUACGUUAUAUUUUUGUUGGCUCCAUUUUACGAAGAGUUAGGUGAAGAACUCUCAAUCGAAGACAACUGGAAAACUGACAUUCGCACAUUAACCAAAAGGUUCUUAUGCCGAGCUGGUUAUAAACCAUGUAUAAAAGAGGCCGAACAAACUUUUGAAAUUUGGCAGAAUACCACCAACCCGAACCAUGAAUAUCCGGAAGCUUCUCAUUAUUUGUGCCCCAUAUUUAAGUGGGGUUCUCUAGAGAAAUGGCAAUUUGGAUUAGAGCGCGUGAUGCAGUUUCCAAAGUCACGAAAGUUGAGUGAAAGAACACAUUUAUUAAAAGCACUAGCCGGUUGCCCCACACAGCCGGAAAAAAUUGAACAACUUUUAAAAAUAACAAUUCUUGAAGAUCAUUCAAAUUUUACUGAAAACGACAAAUUUUUAAUUCUUACUUCACUAACCAGCGGUUCUAGUCAUUAUUCACUGUUGAAUUUCGUAUCUACAAACUGGAUGACUCUUCGCCAAAAAUUUAAAAAUAAAACUAAUUUAUGGGACCAUUUAAUAGGAUCGGCAACUGGCUUUUUUCUUAACUCAGAAAGGUUAUAACAUGGUCUACAAGUUAAUUGAAGAGCGUGCUGGAGAAUUUGACAGUGCUCAGCAUAUUGUAGAAAAAUCACUCCGAAACAUAAAAGAAGAAACUAAGUGGAGUGAAGAAAAUAUUCCGGUUAUCGAAA
Messenger RNA from Drosophila sulfurigaster albostrigata, 2812 nucleotides. Its product is annotated as aminopeptidase N. Gene Ontology annotation, molecular function: metalloaminopeptidase activity; peptide binding; zinc ion binding. The transcript is spliced from 13 exons. Lineage: Eukaryota; Metazoa; Arthropoda; Insecta; Diptera; Drosophilidae. The record is from RefSeq and is a predicted model, not a curated record. The coding region runs from base 81 to 2684 and encodes 867 amino acids. Gene Ontology annotation, cellular component: cytoplasm. Gene Ontology annotation, biological process: proteolysis; peptide catabolic process.